AUGGUCACAGAAAAUGGAAGCCCUCGAUAUGCUCCUCCCUCGGCUGAAUCGGACCUGCGUGGUCGUCGAAAGAUUCCGCAUCCACCGCGGCUGGACCCUUUGAAGAUUGAUCCACGCGCGCCGCGAACCAAACAAUCGACUCCGAGAUCGUCGCCGCGAUCUCCCCGCUCUCCGCAUCUCCCGCGUUCGCACUCACCUCUGCCUCCAGCACCACAGACUGCAACAGAUGACCGACCGUGGCUCCCUGAAUCACUCCGAGCGGGUUCACCGCAAGGUAGAGACGAAUGGAGAACGAAACAGAGUUCGACUCACACUCCCCUGUUCACACCACCUCCUGAUCGAACGCCCCCAAUGUGGUAUACUCACGACAACGAUUUCGACCGACAAAAUCACCGCAAAGGGCCGCCGGCCAGAGGUGGUCUCCGCAUUUCCAUGUCGACCUCCCGGCUACCCAACAGACGACCGCGGCCGCAAGUCUCCCCCGAUCGCUCCCAGGACAGCGUUGGCCAUGGCCUGCCAUUGCCUCGGUUCCCGUCGAAGGGACCUGCUGAUGAUAAAACCCUCCGGACGAGCUUCAAUUCUGCUAUGACCUCGCGCUCCAGCAUUGAACAACACUCCGGUACCGAACGCAGCAGCGUCCUGACCAAGAGCAGCUCAAUUACCGAUCUCUCGCCAGAUACCCCCGACGGUCCUUAUGGGAUGGAUGAUGGCAUGAGUGUGGAAGAUGCGAUCUCCAUGUAUCUCGAUGGCUUCAGCGACGUGGCUGAGGAACCCUCAUCGCCCACGUCGCGAGCCGAGAGCAAGGCACCCUCAAUCACACCUCCUCCUUCGAGAGAUGCCUACCUGGAGGGGGCAGUUAUGUUCCCACCGAGGACGACGUCACUUGAAAGUGUACCUCCCAUCCGACCACCUUCGCAGUCCGAUUUGCCAGAGACAGCAUACUUUGAACCUGAAUUAUCACAACUUCCUAUACCGGAGCCUAUAAUGGAGAUUGCUUCUCCACCACAAACUCCUCCACCACCCCCACCACCUGUUAUCACCUCUGAACCUGCGCCCCAAGAACCCAAUCUCCCCGAAAAAGCAUCCCCUAAAUCACCCUCCUCCCACCAACGACAGCCGUCAAAGAUAAUAAUACCCGGGCCCUACGAAGCUUGGAAGGGAUCUUAUUCUGGCUAUGCUGCGCAUCGUCGGAGUAAGUGGCAGGAAUUGCUCAAGGAGCAUGGUCUCCAAACCGCCGAUCCUACUGUGUUUCCAGCACAGUCCAACAAGGUGAAACGUUUUGUACGCAAGGGCAUCCCCUCUGAAUUUCGGGGCGCUGCUUGGUUUUGGUAUGCCGGCGGGUACGAGCUCCUGAACCGCAACCCUGGUCACUACGAUCGACUCGUGGAGAAGGUGAUGGCUUCUCCCAGCAAUGAUGACAAGGAACACAUUGAACGUGAUCUACAUCGCACCUUCCCAGAUAAUCUCCAUUUCAAGCCGGAGUCUGUGGAUGGUGGACCUCAGAACUCGAAUAUCACGACUGAGACCCAGAUGAUUCAAUCAUUGCGCCAGGUACUGUAUGCUUUUGCACUGCAUAAUCCCAAAGUUGGCUACACACAGUCGCUGAACUUCAUCACCGGCAUGCUCCUUCUAUUUCUUCCGGAGGAGAAGGCGUUUUGGAUGUUGCACAUCAUCACCUCCGUGUACCUGCCAGGUACCCAUGAGGUCAGCCUGGAAGGUGCAAAUAUCGAUCUUUGGAUCCUCAUGGUUCUGCUACGAGAUUCCAUGCCGAGCAUCUAUUCCAAGAUUGCUAGCAUGGAUGGAUCCUCCAUUCGCGGUAAACCGCCUGCUCUCACUGUGAACUCGCGACUUCCUGACAUCACUCUGGGAUUGACCAAUUGGCUUAUGUCCAUUUUCAUUGGAACACUGCCUCUUGAAACAACACUGCGAGUCUGGGACAUUUUCUUUUACGAAGGUUCCAAGACGUUCUUCCGUGUUUCACUUGCAAUUUUCAAGGCUUGCGAAAGAGACAUUCUCGCAGUUUCGGAUCCCAUGGAAGUCUUCCAGGUAGUACAGACGGUUCCCAAGAGAUUGUUGGAUGUCAACACACUCCUCGAGGACUGUUUUGUGCGACGGCAUCGUGUUGGUCAAGGCCGUAUCGAAGAAUUGCGAGCUGCACGACGAGUUGCUGUUCGACAGGAGAAACUGCGGCGCUCGGUCGCCUUCAGCAAGGGCCAGAUCCAGUCUGCGACUGACAAUUUCCCUGGUUCACGAAAUGGAGGGGCCGAUAUCGAACAACGGGUUGUGAACUCCUGGCGUAAUCUCAAGCAACAUGCCUUCCACAGGGAACCGGGCCGUUAA
Messenger RNA from Penicillium subrubescens, 2340 nucleotides. RefSeq names its product putative GTPase activating protein (Gyp3). Bases 1 to 2340 code for a protein of 779 amino acids. The transcript has 2 exons. The record is from RefSeq and is a predicted model, not a curated record. Lineage: Eukaryota; Fungi; Ascomycota; Eurotiomycetes; Eurotiales; Aspergillaceae.